CACCCGUCCGUAAUUACUGUGUGGUUUACUCAUCUACCAUAAGUCCGGGUUAGUUGCCAGCAUUCCAAUAACCAGAGGUUUUCAUCGAGGCUGACUUGCUGUAAAUGAGUCGUUUUCCUCGAUUUCUCUAACUGGAUUAGCUCGAAAUGCGCGAAUGUAUCUCAGUCCAUGUCGGCCAGGCCGGUGUCCAGAUGGGCAAUGCCUGCUGGGAGCUUUACUGCCUGGAGCACGGCAUCCAACCUGAUGGUCAGAUGCCAAGUGACAAGACCAUCGGAGGUGGUGACGACUCCUUCAAUACUUUCUUCAGCGAGACGGGGGCGGGCAAGCAUGUCCCUCGAGCUGUCUUUAUGGAUCUUGAGCCCACCGUUGUCGAUGAAGUCCGCACCGGCACCUACCGUCAGCUCUUCCACCCUGAGCAGUUGAUCACAGGCAAGGAGGAUGCCGCCAACAACUACGCCAGAGGUCACUACACUGUGGGUAAGGAACUCAUCGACCAAGUAUUGGACAGAAUUCGCAAGCUGGCUGACCAGUGCACGGGUCUCCAGGGUUUCCUCAUCUUCCACAGCUUCGGUGGAGGCACCGGCUCUGGCUUUACCGCUCUUCUCAUGGAGCGUCUCUCCGUCGACUACGGCAAGAAGUCCAAGCUGGAGUUUGCCAUCUACCCGGCUCCUCAAGUGUCUACUGCCGUCGUGGAGCCCUACAACUCUGUUCUGACUACCCAUACCACCCUGGAGCACUCCGACUGCGCCUUCAUGGUCGACAACGAGGCCAUCUACGACAUCUGUCGUCGCAACCUCGAUAUUGAGCGACCGACUUACACCAACCUCAACCGUCUAAUUGGUCAGAUCGUGUCCUCCAUCACUGCGUCUCUCCGAUUUGACGGCUCCUUGAAUGUCGACUUGACCGAGUUCCAAACCAACCUCGUUCCCUACCCACGUAUCCACUUCCCCUUGGCUACCUACGCUCCUGUUAUCUCUGCUGAGAAGGCCUACCACGAGCAGCUGACCGUUGCUGAGAUCACCAACGCCUGUUUCGAGCCGGCCAAUCAGAUGGUGAAGUGCGAUCCUCGUCACGGCAAGUACAUGGCCUGUUGUUUGCUCUUCCGUGGUGAUGUCGUCCCUAAGGAUGUCAACGCUGCCAUCGCAACCAUCAAAACCAAGCGCACUAUCCAGUUUGUCGACUGGUGUCCGACUGGCUUCAAGGUGGGCAUCAACUACCAGCCGCCCACCGUCGUGCCUGGCGGUGAUCUAGCCAAGGUGCAGCGUGCUGUCUGCAUGCUGAGCAACACCACGGCCAUCGCUGAGGCCUGGGCUCGUCUAGAUCACAAGUUCGAUCUGAUGUACGCCAAGCGUGCCUUCGUCCACUGGUACGUGGGAGAGGGUAUGGAGGAGGGCGAGUUCUCUGAGGCUCGUGAAGACAUGGCUGCCUUGGAGAAGGACUACGAGGAGGUUGGGAUGGAUUCUACUGAAGGUGGAGAAGAAGAAGAGGAAUAUGAGUACUGAACAAAUCAUUGUAAUCAAUUUGAAACGGCACCUCAUAACAUCAUUGCAUAAACUGUUUACAUACACUGUUUACCGAUAUUUAACGUCAAAAUGUCACUGAUUUAACGACGUGAACUAAAAAAUCCAGGUUAGCGAGGUGCUGAGCGUUUCCUCUUUUCAAAGACGAAUAAAUUGAAAUUUCAAAGUCAAUAAUAUUUUUUGUUAUACUUAAAAUGGGGCAGUUUAUCGUUUUGUUGAUGUAAUCAAGCACUGUUAUGAGUCGCUUGCUUCAACUUGGAGUGACAGUAUCCUGUAUGUACAAGAAUUUUUUAUCAAAACGCAGGUUCCAUGGAAAUCCAGUUAUAGACUGAAUCGACGUUUCUUAGAUUUCCAAACUCGGUCUACUGAGAAGAUCACUUUUAAAACAUUUGAGGGCCGACUUUGGGCGGCGUAUCCUUUCAUGUUCAAGAGCAUUUUUUUUUGUUCGUGGGUCAGCCACUCGAACCCCAGGAACUUUAAGUUGGUUACGAGAGCCCUCGCUGGUAGUAAAAAGGAAACGUGCAACGUGGUGUAGUGGUACUUUAUGUACGUUAUUCGAUAGUUCUUUCCUAUUGAAAAAAAGAAACAUUCAUUAAUGACAUGGAAAAUUAUCCGUUAUAAUUCUGCAAAACGUACCCGCUAUCUCCAACUUUGUCGGUCAUCUUGCUAUUUUUUGCGGCUGUUCAAAAAUCAAAAUCUCGCGCGUUUUUCAGUGUUUACGUGAAAUGAACCCGAACAAGAAGGUGGUGUGUGUGUUCCUGUUUCGAGAACAAUGUCGUGGGAUGGUGUUCCCACCAAUCUAGUGCAAAAUAAACCCAUGUCAGGAACAGGCCGCAUAAACGAACAAGUCCCAAAUUUGAUAUCCCAGCUUUCAUGUACAACUGAAGUCGCUGUUGCCAUGAUGUCAAGGAAAACAAAACGCUGUUCAGUUAAUGGUGUUUUUUUGUUCAAGUUAUGAAUCACACAAUUUAUUUAUUAAAACAUUUCUGAGAAAGGGUUCUCCGUUGGCUUAUGUAUAUUUACUUAAACAACGAUAAUUCUCAAGCGAAUAGGAAAGGAAGAUUAAAAAAGUAAAAAAAAAAUUAAGAACAAUAAAAAAAGUGGAACAUUGA
Acanthaster planci (crown-of-thorns starfish) is the source of this 2632-nucleotide messenger RNA. RefSeq names its product tubulin alpha-1C chain-like. Gene Ontology annotation, molecular function: structural constituent of cytoskeleton; GTP binding. Gene Ontology annotation, biological process: microtubule-based process. Lineage: Eukaryota; Metazoa; Echinodermata; Asteroidea; Valvatida; Acanthasteridae. Gene Ontology annotation, cellular component: microtubule. The record is from RefSeq and is a predicted model, not a curated record.